UUUUACACGAAAUGGCGCAUCUCCCGCAAUUCCUAUUAGAUAAAAGAAACAAUGAAGGAGCUGAUGAAGAGAGUCAAUAUUCUUAUAGUUACCCUAGCUCAGUUAGAGUUUCAAAUACUUCACAGAAAGAGGAUGCUAAUUUGUUAAACACACUCAAUGAGUUUGAAGAUAAUGAAGACAAAAAUGUCAUAAGUAUCGGAAAUUUUGAAAGCAAAGAUCAAAUGACUCCAGCUCUACUUGAAAUAUUGAAGGAUGAAGACAAGCAUAUUUUGAGAGCAGAGAAAUGUUUUUAUAGUUUCAUCAAUGAAGUGAUGCAGGAGUUCGAUAUCCCUCUUACGAAUGAUCCAGAUUUUGUUAAGUGUCUUUUGGAAGAUAUCGAUUUGUACGAGAAGGAAGCAACAGAAAUCAUUUUUAAAAAUCUUGAGAAAUAUCAUGUGCCUAAUAAGCUUAUGAUGAUUCAUCAAAACAAUUUAAGAAAUAAGUUCUAUAAAACAUGAAUUCAAGAUGAUAAAACUCAAAAGAUGAAAAAGGAGAACCAGCCAGACCAAAAUGAGCAGUUAAGAGUGGAUUACUAUGCUCCCUAUCUCUAUGACACAAGUUUCAAGAAGGUAAAGAGAAUCGAUACUGAAAAUGAAACUACUCCUUACUUGACAAACGAUUCUACAAAUGCUAUUUCUGAUAUGAACAAACAACUAGAUGCUCUUCUUGAAGAAGAAAGAAUAAAACAAAAGGAAAUUCUCAACAAGAUCUACCCAAAAUCAAGAAGAAAGCCAAAGCAUAUGUAAUUUUCAAUUUUACUAAAAUUUGCCAAGCA
Molecule: messenger RNA, 814 nt
Organism: Moneuplotes crassus
Lineage: Eukaryota; Ciliophora; Spirotrichea; Euplotida; Euplotidae
Source: the annotation of a GenBank genome assembly